UCCGCGGCGUGAGGCGGCGGCGGGGGCUGGACCCGUUACUAGGUGGGGUUUAUUUGGAGUAUAAAUUCGACCUGUCUGUCGCCGAAUCGUUCCUGAAACCACAGUGAGACAAACUUCUCCUUUCUGAAGCUUCCCGACAGACAGCAGCAGUCCCACCAUGUCUUUCAUUCAAGCCUUCAUGCAGCAAACAGUCUAUCUGGGCUUGCCCGAUGAGUCGGUCUUAAAGAACGAGGGAACGGUGAAUCCAGCACUGAAUUUCAGCGCUAGCGGAGAUGCAGCAGUCUUGGAUAAGGCAAUCAAGACAAAAGGCGUGGAUGAAAACACGAUCAUUGAAAUUCUGAUCAAGAGGAGCAAUGAGCAGAGGCAGAAAAUCAAAGAGGCUUACCAGCAGGCCAGUGGCAAGCCUCUGGAGACGGCUCUGAAGAAUGCUCUGAAGGGAGAUCUGGAGGACGUGGUGCUGGCUCUGCUGAGAUCACCUGCCCACUAUGAUGCCCAACAGCUGAAAUUGGCCAUGAAGGGUCUUGGAACAGAUGAGGACACCCUGAUAGAGAUUAUGGCUUCCAGGACCAACAAACAGAUCGUGGACAUAAAGAAAGUUUACAAGGAAGAAUACAAGAAGGACCUGGAGGAGGACAUCCGAUCUGACACCAGUGGAGACUUCAGGGCUGCUUUGCUUGCCCUCUGCAAGGCCGGCAGGACUGAGGGAGUCAAUGAGCAGCUGAUUGACAGCGAUGCCAGGGCUCUGUACGAGGCCGGAGAGGGGAGGAAGGGCAAAGACUGCUCCGCCUUUAUUGAAAUCCUGACCACCAGGAGUGCCCUUCAUCUUCGCAGAGUAUUUGAAAGGUAUUCAAAAUACAGCAAAGUGGAUGUGGCCAAAGCUAUCGACCUGGAGAUGAAGGGAGAUAUUGAAAAUUGUCUCACAGCAAUAGUGAAGUGUUCUGGAAGCAGGCCUGCUUACUUUGCUGAGAAGCUCUACUUGGCCAUGAAGGGUAAAGGCACCCGCAAAAGUAUCCUGACUCGCAUCAUGGUGAGUCGUUCUGAGAUUGACAUGAAACGAAUCAAGGAUGAGUACAAGAAGAACUACGGCAAAACUCUCUACCAAGAGAUUCUGGAUGACACAAAAGGAGACUAUGAGAAGAUCCUGCUUGCUCUCUGUGGGGGUGAAAACUAAAAGCCCAUCACUAGGAUCCAGCUUCCCAGCUUCAAAAAGCGGAUCUCCCAUUAUGCCCAGCUGCAGCAAAAGCGUAUCUAUUUACUAGUUUUGUGCCUCACAUGCUUUUGAAGAACUGUAAUGACAGUUGUCUUUGUGACUGUCAUGACAUUUAGCUAUGAGCCUAAGAUUAAUAUAGUCGGCACUUCCUUAGUGCACGUAUUAUAUCCUGUUAAUGCAUUUUUAUUCCAAAAUAUUUUAGAAGAGUUGCUACAACAACAUUACACAGAACCUAGGCUGGCACAGCUUUGUGCUCUGUUUCUGAUGCUCAGAGAGGCUGGCGUCAGUUAUUGGAGUGCAGCUGUUUACAGAUCACCAAUGUGCCCAUUAUUGGUAGUGUUACACUUGAAGGAGCUUUGACAAGUGCAAAUAAAAGGUUUUGUACUGAC
Molecule: messenger RNA, 1599 nt
Organism: Cololabis saira (Pacific saury)
Lineage: Eukaryota; Metazoa; Chordata; Actinopteri; Beloniformes; Belonidae
Gene: anxa1a
Product: annexin A1a
Exons: 12
Coding region: 158-1171 (337 amino acids)
Biological process (GO): neutrophil clearance; response to interleukin-1; keratinocyte differentiation
Cellular component (GO): plasma membrane; cytoplasm
Molecular function (GO): calcium-dependent phospholipid binding; phospholipase A2 inhibitor activity; cadherin binding involved in cell-cell adhesion
Source: RefSeq, a predicted model, not a curated record